ACCGAAGACCGAGAUUUUUGAACAGACAUUCAGAUCUGAUCUAGAAAAGACAAAUACAGAGCAUACCAGUUAGCAACCAUUUCCCAAAUAUAGAAGAAAAUGAUCCAGGCCCAGGAAUCACUGACAUUCGAUGAUGUGGCUGUGGAAUUCACCUGGGCAGAGUGGCAGCUACUUGGUCCUGAUCAGAAGGACCUGUACCGGGAUGUGAUGCUGGAGAACUAUAACAACCUGGUGUCAGUGGGGUAUCAAGCUGGCAAACCAGAUGCACUCUCCAAGUUGGAAGAAAGAAAAGAACUGUGGACAACAGAAGAUGAAAUCCACUGUCAAAUCUGUCCAGAAAUCAGGAAGGUUGAUGAACAUCUCCAGCAUCAUUUGCAAAAGCAAGGAAUUCAGAAGUGUAUGAAACAAUGCUAUGAACAUAAUGCAUUUGGAAAUAUUUUUAAUCAGAGAAAAAGUAAUUUUUCAUUAAAGCAACAUCAUGAUAUGUUUGACUUACAUGGAAAAAUUUUAAAAUCAAAUUUAAGUUUAGAAAACCAGAACAGAAGCUAUGACCUAAAAAUGUUUAAUGAGUUUAAUGGAUAUGGGCAAUCCUUUCUCCACGAUAAGCAUGAACAACUUCAUACUGAUAAUAAAUUCCAUGAAAGUGUAAAACCAAACAGCAACAAGUCUCAGGCGAUUAAGCAUCAGAGAACUGCUAAAUUAGAGAAAACCCAUGUAUGCAGUGAAUGUGGGAAAGCCUUCAUUAAAAAGUCUCAGUUCAUUGAUCAUCAAAUGGUUCAUACAGGAGAGAAACCUCAUGGAUGCAGUACGUGUGGGAAAGCAUUUUCCAGAAAGUCCAGGCUUACUGAGCAUCAGAGAACUCAUGCAGGGCUGAAACACUAUGAAUGCACUGAAUGUGACAAAACAUUUCUGAAGAAAUCACAACUCAAUAUACAUCAGAAAAGUCAUAUGGGAGAGAAACCCCAUACAUGCAAUGAAUGUGGGAAAGCUUUCAUCAAGAAAUGUCGGCUUAUUUAUCAUCAGCGAACUCAUACAGGAGAGAAACCUCAUGGGUGCAGUCUAUGUGGGAAAGCCUUUUCUACAAAGUUUAGUCUCUCUACUCAUCAGAAAACUCAUACAGGAGAGAAGCCCUAUACAUGCAGUGAGUGUGGAAAAUGCUUCUUUGAGAAGAGACGUCUCAUCAUACAUCAGCGAACUCAUACUGGAGAGAAACCCUUUAUAUGCAAUGAGUGUGGAAAAGGCUUCCCCCUAAAGAACCCUCUUAUCAGACAUCAACGAACACAUACAGGGGAGAAACCUUAUGUAUGCAGCGAAUGUGGAAAAGGCUUCACCAUGAAGAGUGAUCUCAUUGUACAUCGGCGUACUCAUACCGCAGAGAAACCGUAUGUAUGCAGUGAUUGUGGAAAAGGCUUCACCGUCAAAACCCGUCUAAUUGUACAUCAGCGAACUCAUACAGGAGAGAAACCUUAUGUGUGCAAUGAAUGUGGAAAAGGCUUCCCAGCAAGGAUCCGACUGGUUGGACAUCAACGAACUCACACUGGAGAGAAGCCCUAUAUAUGCAAUGAAUGCGGAAAAGGCUUCACCGAGAAGAGCCAUCUCAAUGUACAUCGGCGCACUCAUACUGGAGAGAAACCCUAUAUAUGCAGUGAAUGUGGAAAAGGCUUAACUGGGAAAAGCAUGCUCAUUGCACAUCAGCGAACUCAUACUGGAGAGAAACCCUAUAAGUGCAAUGAAUGUGGAAAGGGCUUCACCAUUAAGAGCACUCUAGAUAUACAUGAACGAACUCAUACUGGAGAGGAACCCUACAAAUGCAAUGAAUGUGGUAAAGCGUUCAGGAAGAAGACAUGCCUCAUACAACAUCAGAGAUUUCACACAGGAAAAACUUCCUUUGCGUGUACUGAAUGUGGAAAAUUCUCUUUGCGAAAGUAUGAUCUCAUUACCCAUCAGAGAAUUCACACAGGAGAGAAACCAUAUGAAUGCAGUGUAUGUGGAAAAGCCUUCACCACCAAGUCAGGGCUCAAUGUUCAUCAUCGGAAACAUACAGGAGAGAGGCCCUAUGGAUGCAGCGAUUGUGGGAAAUCUUUUGCCCACUUGUCAAUCCUUGUUAAACAUAAGAGAAUGCACACGUAGUCAUUGUGGAAAGCCUGUUUCCAGUUUUGGGUUCCUGAAUAUUAGAAUUUGCACAGAAGAAUAACUAAAUGAAUGCAGACAAUGUGGUAGUGUCUUUAGUGAUCAGUUAAUGUGAUCAAAAAGGACAUAUGGAAAUAAAACAUAAAAAUCAUUCUAGAUGAAACUUUUUUAGGUCAAUUUAUGUCUAAAAGAUAUAUACUGAGAUAAAUGCUGUGAAUGGACAGACUAGGAAAGACCACAAUGGGAAUAUAGUCUCUGUUAUCAGUGUAACUCAACAUAUUUGGAUGUGUUUAAGUUUACAAGUAGCAUUGCAUAGUUUAUGAAGCCAACAUUAAUAUGAUUUUCUGUAUGUUUUUUAAAAUAAGUUCAAAUUCACAAAAACAUGUAGAAAUAAUCUGGAGAAUUUUCAUGUACCCUUCACCCAGCUUCUUCCAAAGAUAGCAUGUUUUAAAAGGCAUACAUUUUUGUUUCCUUUUUAUGUGUAGUUUUAAUAAAUUUUAUCUCAUGUAUGGAUCUAUGUAAUUAGCAGCACAACUAAGAUCCAGAAGUGUUACAUUAACUCAUUCUUCCUCAUGGUAACCCUUUAUAAUCACACCCUUUCUCUGGCCCUAACCCUUGGCAACCAUUGAUCUGUUUAUCUAUACUAAUUUGUCAUUUGUAGAAUGUUGUAUAAAUGGAAUCAAAGAAUAUACCCUUUUGAAACUGACUAUUUUACCUUAAGCGAAGUCACUUUAAUGUCCAUCCAAGUUAUUCUGUGUUUCCAUAGUUGCUUUAAUUUCAUUGUUGAGUAGUAAUACAUGAUAUGGAUAUACCAUCAUUUACCCAUUCAAACAUUGAAGGACAUUGGAAUUUGUAAUGUAGUGAUUGUAGCGUCAGAGGUCUCUAACUUCACAAGAAGGAAAGAGAGUCAAGAUCAGGAUCAGCCCAAAGCUAAUUCCUGUGAGAUGGAGGUCAGACAUACCUCCACUUUACAACCUUUUUACCAAUUCUGACACCAACCAUACUCCCCAUGACACUGUCUACUCUCUGUUUGGUUUGAUAAUUCAUUGCAGUGGCCACACAGAGCUCACAGACCAUACUCAGAUUAUGUGACUUAUUAGGGAAGUAACAGGCCACAAUUCUGGAUCAACUUGGAAAUAACUGGAUAGAACUCUGUAUACAGUUCUUCAGUCAGGGUGGUUUUCAAACAAGACAGCUCACAGCUUCUUCUCAGCCAUCCCUAUAGGCAGGCCUUGAGCCUGCAGACAGGCCUUCCUCUGGACUGUGCCCUCCAGGCCCCACCCACUGUGCUUGGCCCCUGCCAGGCGAGUGUUACAGCUCUUUAGCUCUGCCUACAAGUGCCUGGAAGCAUCCUUCUCAGCCAGUAAGCAACCUGCCCAAAGGGGGUCAGCUCUGUCACUCCGUAUGUCAGUGAUGGAACUACAGCCACUGGGAAGCUUACCGCAGAUGUCUCGAACUGGUCUCCUGGUUUGCUCAUGCUGCCACUGUUCCAUCUUACACCAUCUCCAGUAUUACAGCUCUCUUCUUGGUCUAGGAGGUUUUCAGUGCAGGGACCGUGGGUCUGAAGGAUGUGCUCAGUUACUGGCUCUUCUUGUUGAUGGUAGUGAGAGCCCCCUCAUCCUCUGUGGGAUUGGCACUUUCAGGCCUAGCUUGAUGGCAAAAUUGACCCAGUCUCCUCAGUAGGCCCACAGGGACCUUAUUUGCAUAGUAAUUGACCUAUUCCUGCAAGAGUUUUACACACCUUGUUUGCAUAGUAGACUAACAAAUUCCUUUGCUGUACUGCGUGGCUCAGCUAAUUAUUUUGGCAGAAUUAUGAACCCAAGGCAAGAAAGGCCAUAUAUAAACAGAAACAAUUGUACUACAGAGUUGUUUCUGUUUUUUGUUUUUCUUUUUUACUGUUAUGAUAAUGGUUCUAUGAUCAUUCUUGUAUAAGUGUAUUGCGUAAAUACGAGUUUUCAUUUCUCUCGGGUAAGUACUCAGUAUGAAGUGUACUAAUGUUAUGUAUUAGAAAAAUAUCACAGAUUUGCUUUUGAUAUUUAGAACUAUAAUCCAUGUUAGCUAGUUUUUAUAUAUGGGGUGAGGUUUAAAGUUUAUUUUCUUUAUCUGUGGUUUUCCCGUUGUUCUUAAACUAUUUGUUGAAAAUUUUUUUUUCCACUAAAUUGUUUUUGCAUAUUUGUAAAAAAAAUCAAUUGUCUGUACAUGUGUGGGUCCAUUUCUUGAUUCUCUGUUUUGUUUUGUUGAUCUGUAUGUCUGUCCCUCUGCUAAUAACGUACUAUCACAAUUAUUGUAGAUAUAUAGUUAGCUGAAAAUUUGAGUAUUAAGAAUCCUUCAGCUUUUUCUUUUUCAGAAUCGUUUUCGCUAUCCUAGUUCCUUUGCCUUUCCCUAUAAAUUUUAGAAUAAUCCUGCCUAUACCAACUUCCUCUAUGGGGCAGUUCUACUCUGUCCUAUAGGGUCACUGUGAGUCAGAAUCGACUCGACAGCAAUGGGUUUGGUUUUUUUGGUAUACUGACUCUGGGAUAAAAAUGUCAAUUUGGCCUUUGUCUUUGGUUCCUGAAAGAUAACCCUUGAAAUUUCCCAAGUGAUCAAGAUGUCUAUGUUGUCUACAACUGCUGGGCAACACUUGAAAUUUUGUGCGAAUGUGUGGGGGCUACAUGGUACACAUUGUCAGGAAGGGGGCAUGAUUUAAAUCAAUCACUUGAUCAAUGAUUCAAUCAAUCAUAAAUUUGCAAUGAGGCACCAAUCAUUACUAUGAAAUGAAGCCAAUAAAAGGCUUUGAAUAUGGAAGUUAUUUGGCUUUCUGAUUGGUGAGAACAUCUGCUUUCAGGAGGGUUAUGCAUUUCCAAUGAUAGUCCUUAGGGACAAUGGAAGCUCUCCACUGGAACACCUCCCAGGCCUCGUCCUGUGUGUCUCUUCAUUUGUAUCCUUUCUGGUUAUAAUGAAAAGGUAAAUAUAAGAGUAAAACAAAAAAUUAGAGUAGAUAAACCAAAAGCCCAUUGUCACCGAGUCAGUUCCGACUCAUAGAGACCCUGUUGGACACACUAAGGUUUCCAACGAGCGGCUGGUGGAUUCAAACUGCUGACCUUUUAGUUAGCUGCCAAGCUCUUAACCACUGCGCCACCAGGGCUCCACAAGUGUAGAUUAAAAAAAAAAAAAGUUUAGCCUCCAUAAAUUGUUUGAGCUGUUCCAGGGAAUUAAUGAACGUACAACAGCAGUAAGAGCCAGCACAGGUUGGUAUCUAUGUAUUUGGCAGUCUGAAGGACUGUGUGCCCUUUUAACUUGUGUGCCCUGACCUAACUUGGGUGGCUGAAUCAGAAGGGCUGCACAGGCAGCCGGUCUGGAGACAAGGGCUGGUAAGUCAGAAGUUAAGGGGGCUGAGGACCCCAGAGGUUGCAGCUGGUACCACCUAACCUAGGCCAGGGUGGCUGGGCGUAAGAGAGAGAGUGUCACUUGGGCAGCUGGUGACACAGGUGGGGAAGCAGGAAGGUUAGGGUUGCAUCCAUUUCCAGAUGGGAAUUGGAUUCAUGCUGAUCCUUAGCAAUGAAGGUGAGACUUGCCCACUGGGUCCCUUGCUAAGUACACCUAUCAAAAUUGUAGUGAGUUUAUUGGAAGUGCAUUAAACCUGUAACUCCAUUUGGGGAAGAUUUGACCUAUUUCCUAUGUUGAGCCUUCCAACCUACAAAUAUGAUUCUCUUUCCAUUUAGUUUGGUUUUUCUUGAUGUAUUUUAUCAGGUUAUUUUUGUUUGUUUUUAGUUUAUAUAAUAUACACCCUGUACAUGUCUUGUUAGAGAGCCCUCGUGGUGCAAACAAUUAAGUACUUGGCUGCUAAGCAAAAGUUUGGUGUUUCGAACUCACCCAGUGGCACUGUGGGAAGAAGACCUGGCUAUCUGCUUGUGGGAAGAUUACAGCCAAGAAACAUGAUUAAGCAAUUCUAUGUCACAUGGGGUUGUUAGGUGUUGAAAUUGAUUGGACAGCACACAACAUACUUAAAUAUAUUAUUAGAGCUAUGGGGUCAAUGUUACCAUGUUCAUUACUUAGUUUCCACUUGUUCACUGUUAGUCUACAAAAUAGGAUUGAUUUUUGUUUUGACCUUGUACCCUGUGACUUUGAUAAACUCACUGAUUAUCUAGGAGUUCUUUUGUAGACUCCUUGGGAUUAUAUAGAUACCUAGUAUUAUCUCUGAAUCAUGGCAGUUUUAUUUUUGCUAUUUCAAUAUAUUUUGUUUUUCUUUUCUUGCCAUACUUCACUAGCUAGGAGUUUCACUGUGUUUAAUAGGAACAGUGAGAGUGGACAUCCCAGUGAUGUUCAUAAUUUUAGGGUCAAAGUAUUUAAUCUUUCACCGUUAAAUAUGAUGCUAGCAGGAGAUUUUCUUGUACAUGCUUUUUACUGGUUUCAAGAAAAUCCCUUGUAAUCAUAAUUGAUGAGCAAUUUUUUUUUCAUGAAUGGAUAUUGGAUUUCGUCAAGUGCUUUUCUGCAUCAGUUUGUAUGGUUAUUUGGCUUCAUUAUACUGUUACUAUGGAAGAGAUUGUGUAGAAUUGGUGUUAUUUGUUACUUAAUAGCCAGUGAACCCAUCCAUGCUUUGGGAUUCUUUUUCCAGAAGGUUUUAUAAACUAUAAGUUCAAUUUUGCUAAUACAGGACUAUUUCUUUCAUUUUGUUUGUUAGUUUUUGCCUUCUGUGAAAUUGGUCCUGUAGUCUACUAGUGUCAGACAUUGUCUACAUUCAGGAGGAGGGAUGAGAAUGAAGAUCAGCAUAAAGCUGAUUCCUGUAACGUGGAAUUCAGACAUACGUCCACUGCCAAAUUUUUCACAAUUUCGGAAACCAGCAGUCACUGCCAUGGGACUCCCAACUUCUCCGCUGGGUUCAAUUGCAACAGGCACACGGAACUCACAGACCAUACUCAAAAUUAUGUGCUUUAGCAGAGAAGUAACAAGCUACAACUUGGGAUCAGGAUCAACUUGGACAUAGUAGGAUACAACUCAGGAGACAGGAUACAGUUCUUCAAUCAGGACAGCAUCCAGCCAAGACGGCUCUCAGCUUCUUUUCAGCCAUGCCAGUAGGCCCUUCUCUCAGCCAUACCCACAGGUAGGUGGCCCUUCUUUUGGCUGUGCCCACAAGCAGGCAGCCCUUCUCUGGGCCUCUGCCCUGCUUAUGCAAGGAUUACAGCUCUUUAGCUUUGCCAACAAGUGCUCAGAGACACCCCAUUCUGCCAGCAAGCCUCCUGUUCAAAGGUGCUCAGCUCUCUCUUGUUCUCUGGGCCAGCAAGCCCACUGCAGCCUUUUGUAAUGAUCUGCUGGUUCCUGAUGCUCUUACUAUUGCAGUUGUUUCUCUGUCACUUGGCUCUGCUGUGGUAGCUGCCAUUUCUUGCCGUCUUCAGUGUUAAAGCACUCUCUCCGGUGUCUAGGAGGUUCUCCAUGUUGGGACCCCAGCUUCAAAGGUUGUGUUCUGCUCUCAGCUUUUUCUUAUGGUAAUGAGGUCCCCCUCAACCUCUGUGGGAUUGGCUGUUAUAUUCAAUUUCAAGGCAUGGCCCUCCCAGCAAUCACUCAAUUUGAAUAAUAACUGACCAAUUCCCACAAGCUCACUUAAUCUUAUUUGGUGCUUUUGCACACCCUACUAGCAUAGUAAGAUUGUAGCCUAGACAAUCAUCUUGGCAGAAGUAUAAACUCAAGGCCAGAAUGGCCAUAUGUAAGAGAAACCCAUUGCCCUGUAGUGUGUUUCAUCUAAAGUUUCAAGUUGGAGGUUGGAGUCUGUAAAAAUGUCAUGGUGGAGGCACUUGUCCUCCUCUAACUUCACAAAGGGAAGCAUAAUCAAGAUCAACAGCCCAAGGCUGAUCUCUGAGAAGCAAAGUUCAGACAUACUUCUUCUCGCCAACCCUUUUUACCAAUUCUGACACCAUCUGCCCCUUCCACGGCACUCUGUGCUUCUCAGCUGGGUUCGAUAAAUCAUUGCGAUGACCACACAGAACUCACAGACAAACUUAUGAUUAUGGUGUUUAUUAGGGAAGUAACAGGUUGGAAUUCAGGAUAAGGAACACUCAGGAUGCAGUUCUUCGAUCAGAACAGCCUCUUCUCAGCUGUACCUGCAGGCCCUUGCACACUUGGCCCCUCAGCCUGGCCUCUACCAUGCUUAGGCAACUGUUACAAAGCUCUUUUUCCUCUGCCAUUAAGUGCCCAGAGGCACCCCACUGUGCCAAUAAGCCUCUGCCCAAAAGCACACAGCUCUAGCUCCGAGAGUCAGCAAACCUAGCUCCACCAAGUGCCUGAAGGCACCCUAGUCUGCCAGAAAGCCUCCUGCCCAAAGGUGCUUAGUUUUCUUGCUCUGUGUGCCAGGAAGCCUGCCUUGCCAUCUCCUGUGGUUCUGCCAGCCUUCUCUGGUCCUCUGCAGAUCUGGCUCUGCUGGUGCCAUUCCUCUGCUGCUGCUUCUCACCGUCUCUGGUGUUACAGCUCUCCCUCUCUGUCUUCCGUGUUGCGCCUCCUCCUGUCUCUUUCUCAGUGUCUCCCUUUAAGACUAAUGGGAGGGAAAAACUGACCAAUCCCUUCGUUAGGGUUCCAUAUACCUCAUUUUCAUAAUCCCACCCAAUCAUUUGGUGGGAGUUACAAAGACUAUGGCGAGAAGAGAUAUAUUAAGCAAUUCACUGCAGGCCACACCCUGGCUCUUUACACACACAUAUAUAUGGUUUUGCUUCACUGGUUUCACUUCCAUAGACCGUGUAUGCCCAGUCCCAAUCCCUCAUGUAUCAAUUCCAGCACUGCAUCUGUUUGUUGAAAUUGGUACUCCAUCAAUUCCUGUAGUCUUGUUUUUCACCAAUGCUUUCAUUGCAUCUUUGACUUCUUCCUUCAGUAUCAUCAGUUCUUGAUCAUAUACUACCUCCUGAAAUGACUGAACAUUGACCAAUUGUUUUUCGUAUGUUAACUCUGUGUAUUGCUCCCAUCCUCUUUUGAUGCUUCCUGUGUUGUUCAGUAUUUUGCCCAUAGAAUCCUUCAAUAUUGCAAUUCGAGGCUUGAAUUUUUUCUUCAGUUAUUUCAGCUUGAGAAAUGCAGAGCAUGUUCUUCCCUUUUGGUUUUCUAACCCCAGGCCUUUGCACAUGUCAUUAUAAUAUACUUUGUCUUCUUGAACCACCCUUUGAAAUCUUCUGUUCCACUCUUUUGCUUCAUCAUUCGUUUGGUUUCUUCAGCUACUCGACAUUUAAGAACAAGUUUCAGAGUCUCUUCUGACAUCGAUUUUGGUCUUUUCUUUCUUUGCUGUUUCUUUAAUGACCUCUUGCUUUCUUCAUGUAUGAUGUCCAUGUCAUUCCGAAACUUUCUGGUCUUUAAUUAUCAGUGUUCCAUGCGUCAAAUCUAUUCUUGAGCUGGUCUUUAAAUUCAGGUGGAAUAUAUUCAAGAUUGUAUUUGGCUCUUGUGGACUUUUCCUAAUUUUCUUUAGUUUCAACUUGAUCUUGCAUAUGAGCAGUUGAUGAGCUGUUCUGCAGUUGGCCCCUGGCCUUGUUCUGACUAAUGAUAUUGAGCUUUUCCAUUAUCUCUUCCCACAAAUGUAGUUGAUUUGAUUCCUGUGUAUUCCAUCUGGCAAGGUCCACGUGUAUAGUUGCUGUUUAUGUUGUUGAAAGAAGGUAUUUGCAAUGAAGAAGUCAUUGGCCUUGCAAAAUUCUAUCAUGCAAUCUCCAGCAUUGUUUCUGUCACCAAGGCAAUGUGUUCCAGCUACUGGUUCUUCUUCUUUGUUUCCAACUUUUGCAUUCCAAUCACCAGUAAUUAUGAAUGCAUCCUGAUUGCAUGUUCAAUCAAUUUCAGACUGCAAAGGUUGGUAAAAAUCUUCAAUUUCUUCAUCUUUGGCCUUAGUGGUUGGUGUGUAAAUUUGAAUAAUAGUCAUAUUGACUGGUCUUCAUUGUAGGCAUAUGGAUAUUAUCCUAUCACUGACAGCAUUGUACUUCAGGCAAGAUCUUGAAAUAUUCUUUUUGGAUGGAUGGGACACCAUUCCUCUUCAAUUUGUCAUUCCCAGCAUAGUAGGUGUCAUGAUUGUCUGAUUGAAAAUGGCCAGUGCCAGUCCAUUUCAGCUCACCAGUGCCUGUGAUUUUGAUGUUUAUGUGUUCCAUUUCAUUUUUGAGUAUUUCCAGUUUUCCUGGAUUCAUGCUUUGUACAUUUCACAUUCUGAUUAUUAAUGGAUACUUGCAACUGUUUCUUCUCAUUUUGAGCCUUGCCACAUCAGCAAAUGAAGGUCCCAAAAGCUUGAGUCCAUCCAUGUCAUUAGAGUCAACUCUACUUUGAGGAGGCAUCUCUUCCCCAGUCAUCUUUUGAGUGCCUUCCAACAUAACGGACUCAUCUUCCGGCACUACUACUUCAUCAACCGACCGGAGGAGAUCCACAUUUAUGCCUAUUCCAAAGAAAGGUGAUCAACAGAAUGUGGAAAUUUUCAAACAAUAUCAUUAUUAUCACAUGCAAAUAGAAUUUUCCUGAAGAUCAUUCAAAAGUGGUUCCACCAGUACAUCAACAGGGAACUGCCAGAAAUUCAUGCCGAAUGCAGAAGAGGUUGUGGCACCAGAGAUAUCAUUGGCGACAUCAGAUGGAUCCUGCCUGAAAGCAGAGAAUACAAGAAAGAUGUUUACCUGUGUUUUAUUGACUAUGCAAAGGCAUUCAACUGUGUGGAUCAUAACAAAUUAUGGAUAACAUUGGGGAGAAUGGGAAUUCUAGAACAGUUAAUUGUGCUCAUGAGGAACCUGUACACAGAUCAAGAGGCAGUUGUUAGAACAGAACAAGGCGAUACUGCGUGGUUUAGUCAGGAAAGGUGUGCAUCAGGGAUGUAUCUUUUCACCAUAUUUAUUCAGUCUGUAUGCUCAACAAAUAAUCUGAGAAGCUGAACUAUAUGAAGAAGAGGAGGACAUCAGAAUUGGAGGAAGACUCGUUAACAAUCUGCAAUACGCAUAUGACACAACCUUGCUUGCUGAAAGUGAAGAGGACUUGAAGCAACUUACUGAUGAAGAUCAAAGACUACAGACUUCAGAAUGGAUUAUACCUCAGUGUAAAGAAAACAAAAAUCUUCACAACUGGACCAAUAAGAAACAUCAUGAUAAAUGGAAAAAAGAUUGAAGUCGUUGAGAAUUUCACCUUACUUGCAUCCACAAUGGACAUCCAUGAAUGCAACAGUCGACAAUCAAAUGACGUAUUACGUUGGGUAAAUCUGCUGCAAAAAGUCCUCUUUAAAGUGUUAAAAAGCAAAGAAGUCACUUUAAGGACUAAGGUGUGCCUGAUCCAUGGUGUUUUUAUUCACCUUAUAUGCAUGUGAAAGCUGGACAAUGAAUAAGGAAGUCGGAAGAAUUGACCCCUUUGAGUUAUGAUGUUGGUGAAGAAUAUUGACUAUACCACAGACUGCCAAAAGAAUGAACAAAUCUGUCUUGGAAGAAGUACAGCCAGAAUGCUUCUUAGAAGCAAGGAUGGUGAGACUUCACCUCACAUACUUUGGACAUGUUAUCAGGAGGGACCAGUCCCUGGAGAAGAACAUCAUGCUUGGUAAAGCAGAGGGUCAAAGAAAAAGAGAAAGAGCCUUAACGAGAUGGAUUGACACAGUGACUGCAACAAUGAGCUCGCGCAUAACAAUGAUCAUGAGAAUGGAGAAGGACUGGGCAGUGUUGCAUUUUGUCCUACAAAGGGUUGCUAUGAGUUGUAACUUACUCGACGGCACCAGCUACAACAAAAACAACCCCACAUGGGUACCAUGAACUUUAUUUACAUUGUUAGCAAGCUAUUCCAUUCCUUUGGUGGGCCACAAUUACCUUAUUUGUAUAGUCCCAUCCAGUCACUUGGGUGGGUGUUAUAAGACCAUGCUGAGAAAGGCCAUAUAAAAAUAAUCCCACCACACCUAACAAACUCCAUAAAUGUGAGUAUGGUCUGUGACUUGUGUGUGGCCAUUGCAACGAAUUAUCAAACCCAGGAAACAUGUAGAGAGUGCCAUGGGAAGGAUGCCUGGUGUCAGAGUUGGUAAAAAGUUUGGAGAACCUGUUUGACCUCCACCUCAUAAGAAUCAACCUUGGGCUGAUGUUUCACUUGAUUCUCCCUCCUCCUCCUUGUGAAUUUGAGUUGUUUACCACUACACAGUCAUGUUUUUUACACUCAGAAAUCUUCAUUUAUUUUUAUUUGUAUGUAGAUUAUAAUUUUUGCAACUAUAUAUAUAUAUUUUACUCCUCUCUAAAAAGUUUUCUACUGUAGAACAGUAGAUUAGUUUUAACAGCUGGAUAGUCAUACAUGUAAUAUUUAAUAAUACAACUUCAUAUUUCAUAAAUUUAUAGAAUUGUGUGGCCAUCACUACAACGCAACUUUCAGAACACUUCCAUGAACCCCUCAAAUUAGUUGGAUGAUGUGUUGUUAUUGUUGAAUUUUGGAAGUUUUUUUUUUUUUUUUAAUAUAUUUAGAAUACAAAUCCUUUAUCAGAUGUAUAAUGUGGAAAUAUUUUUUUCCCAAUCUAUGCCUUCCCUUUUCAUUUUCUUAAAUAGUGUAUAUAGAAUUAAAAAAGUUUUUAAUUUAAAUAAGUCCAAUUUUUUUUUGUCCAUGCAUUUUGUGUCUUGUCAUGGAACCCUCUGCUUAAACCAUUUCAUGAAGAAUUUCUUCCACAUUUUUCUUAGCUUUUAUAUUUUUUUCUUCUUAAAUGUUGAUCUAUGAUUCAUUUUGUGUUAACAUUUGUGUAUAGUUUGAGUGAAGGGUCUUAGCUCCUUUUCUUAGAUAUGGAUAUGCAAUUAUCCCAGCACCAUUUGUUGAAAAGACUAUCCACAUUGAAUUGUCUUGGCACCUCCAGCAAAAAGCUAUUGACCCUAAUAUUUUCCGUUUCUCAAUUCAGUUCCCGCAGUCUUGUGUGUUAGGCUUUUCCAUUGGCUACAGAACUUUACUGCCCUUUAGUGGCCUUUCCUCUUUGUGCUCAUCCCAAAUAUAACCCAGGCUCUGGCCAGCAGCUCUUUUCCCUUCUUCUGUCAUGGCGACC
Loxodonta africana (African savanna elephant) is the source of this 13084-nucleotide messenger RNA. Its product is annotated as zinc finger protein 615-like. Gene Ontology annotation, biological process: regulation of transcription by RNA polymerase II. Gene Ontology annotation, molecular function: RNA polymerase II cis-regulatory region sequence-specific DNA binding; DNA-binding transcription repressor activity, RNA polymerase II-specific. Bases 100 to 2130 code for a protein of 676 amino acids. Lineage: Eukaryota; Metazoa; Chordata; Mammalia; Proboscidea; Elephantidae. The transcript is spliced from 4 exons. The record is from RefSeq and is a predicted model, not a curated record. Gene Ontology annotation, cellular component: nucleoplasm.